GAUCACUCUUUUCUGUGCGCCCAUUAUAAAGGCACGUCCCAUUCCCUUUAACUACCUGUCUUUUUUUUUAUCACCACCAUCACCACUACAGUCCCUGGUUCCAACUUCUCUCACUUCCAUUUCUUCUGCUUGGUGGUAAGGGAAUGGAGGAUGCGAAUAAAAGGCAGCAGGUUCCGGCGUUUGGGAGCUGGAAUUUCUGCGACGAGGUCCCGAUCACGGAGUGCUUCGAGACGGCGAUGGGGGCUGGGUUGAUCCGAGCACGCUUCUUUGUAGGAGAUGGUGAGGAUCUCUUCAAGGUGGUGCAACCACAGCAGCAGCAGCAGCAGCAUCAUCUGCGAAAGGGGAAGAAGCGAGGAAGGGGAAGAGAAGGGGUGAAGCAGUAUGACGAGGAGUGGAAGAAACCCAAGCCAGUGGACGAGGACUUGUACAAGAUACCCCCAGAUCUCCUCUACAAAAUGCCAAGGAAGAAGAAGCUGCCGUGGAAUUUGUGGGCCGGGUGUCUAGGCCUCAACUGCAUCGCUUAAGUGGGCUUGGGCUACCAAAGACACUAUUAUUUGAUGUUUUGGUGGUGCAUGUAGUUCCUAGUCCCCCCCCCCCCCCCCUUCUUCUUUUUGCCUCUGUUAUGUGUGAUAUAUAUUACAAGAUAGUGUUCUUUUACUCAGGAAAUGGAAGAAGCCCCUGAUGUUUUGCGUGAA
Molecule: messenger RNA, 695 nt
Organism: Phoenix dactylifera (date palm)
Lineage: Eukaryota; Viridiplantae; Streptophyta; Magnoliopsida; Arecales; Arecaceae
Source: RefSeq, a predicted model, not a curated record